Odobenus rosmarus divergens (Pacific walrus) is the source of this 1032-nucleotide messenger RNA. RefSeq names its product pyroglutamyl-peptidase I-like (gene PGPEP1L). The transcript is spliced from 6 exons. Gene Ontology annotation, biological process: proteolysis. The record is from RefSeq and is a predicted model, not a curated record. NCBI's taxonomy places the organism in Eukaryota, Metazoa, Chordata, Mammalia, Carnivora, Odobenidae. The coding region runs from base 1 to 1032 and encodes 343 amino acids.
AUGGAGCGCGCCCUCAAAACCAGAGUCCCCCGCUGGCCUGCUGAGCUGGGGGCCGCGCGCCCGUCGCGCAAGAUGCCCGGGGACAAAACAGAGGCCGGCAAGGGGGCGGCGGGGGGCAGAGGCGCCCGCUGUAACCCGAGCUGCUAUAUUGAUUUCUCCUCCACCGUGUGGUUCCCAUUUCACAGACAAGGCCACCAAGGCUAUGGGAAGGCGGUGCGCGGCUUGUGGCGCCCUGGCGCGGACUCCGGGGAAAGUUUCCUGGCCGCGGCGCGCUGUGUACGGUCUGUUUUUGCAGCGCUGGGGCCCCGAGCUCUCAGGCCAGCCCAGCCAUUGAAACCCGACACGCGGGGAGGGGCCAUCGCGGCGGCCAGCCAGGGAGGUUUUGGACCCUUCCGGAAGUACCUGGUGAAUUCCAGCUGGGAAGCAGUGAAGGAGCUGUCCAAGCUGGGCCUGAACAGUGACAUGGAGGUGGAACUGCGGAUUCUUCAGCUACCUGUAGAUUACAGGGAGGUGAAGCAGAGGGUCACCAGAAUCUGGGAAGACCUUCAACCGCAACUCGCUGUGCACAUCGGCCUGGCCACCUCUGCCAAGGCAAUCGUUCUGGAGCAGUGCGCCAAGAACCGGGGCUACCGGAACGCGGACAUCCGGGGCUUCCGGCCGGCGCGUGGCGAGUGCCUUCCGGAUGGCCCGGAAGUGAUCGUGUCGGAGGUCAGCAUGAAGGCGGUGAGCAAGCGCGUAGCCGUGGAGGGCGUGGAGGUGACCUUUUCUCAAGAUGCGGGCAGAUAUGUCUGCGAUUACACCUAUUACCUGUCUUUGCAUCAUGGAAAUGGGUAUGCGGCACUCAUCCACGUGCCUCCAUUAUCCCGUUGGCUCCCAGCCAGGCUGCUGGGAAAAGCCCUGCAAGUCAUCAUCCAGGACAUGCUGGAGGAGCUGAGAAAGCCUGAGCUCAAACCCUGGUUUGCAGAAAACUCAACCGCCGUGAUUCCAGCCCGGGGGAACCAAUUGGGGGACUGCUCCUUUGGAGAAAAUUAA